Messenger RNA from Melanotaenia boesemani (Boeseman's rainbowfish), 7755 nucleotides. RefSeq names its product tet methylcytosine dioxygenase 1 (gene tet1). The record is from RefSeq and is a predicted model, not a curated record. The transcript is spliced from 12 exons. Lineage: Eukaryota; Metazoa; Chordata; Actinopteri; Atheriniformes; Melanotaeniidae. Gene Ontology annotation, biological process: oxidative demethylation; positive regulation of transcription by RNA polymerase II. Bases 452 to 7027 code for a protein of 2191 amino acids. Gene Ontology annotation, molecular function: DNA 5-methylcytosine dioxygenase activity; zinc ion binding; DNA binding. Gene Ontology annotation, cellular component: nucleus.
AUGGAUUGACAUAAGAGGGAUUUACAUUUUAACGGGUGUCGCGUUCCGUAAAAACUACACGGUGCACGCUGAAAACCAAUAAUUCUGCUCGAUGUCUGUUCCUGUUAUCGGUGCUCGUACCAUGUCCAUGCGUCAUCGUCGCGAGAGGAUUGAACUUACCAGCAGUCUAUAUUUGCCGAAGAGGGAAACCAAUACAAGGUCUCGCUGUCUCGCUGGAGCGGAGUAUUAUUAGCAGUUCAGACAGUGCAACUGUCUCUGUGGUCAUGCUCUGCAAUUACACAGUAACAACAGAAUGAGCAUUUAAAAUUCAAGGAUAAAAGAGAAAAUUAGACUUUAAGAGGGGAGAAACUUCUUCCUUUUUUUUCUUAGUCAUCUUUUUCUGAGUAUCAGAUAACUAAUCACCUGGCUCCCAUGCUGGCUGCCAGAGGUCCUCUCCUCCACACCCUCAGCCAUGCCUGCUACUACCAAACCCACCAGGAGAAAGACACCUGCUCAGCGGAAAAACAUCCAGAAAGUCACCAGCACCAAGGGGCAGAUCUGUAACACAUAUAAAUCCAGAGGAAGAGCCACAGAAAGACCCCAGAAAAGACCCACAGAAUCCACACGGUCAUCAACCAGGGCUCAGACAAAGUCAGGCCGAAGUCCCAGUGGAAGAGGAGCUAAUGUUUCGGCUGGUCAGGAUCCCUGGAGGUCUCCAAGCAGAGUUAGCCAUGCCCUUAAUGUAACAGAAUCUGCACGGCUUAGACGGUCAAGGAGUCUGCCUGAAAACUAUGGCAAGUUACAAGAAACCCUAGGGCAGAGGAAGCCGCAGCGGGGCACACAAGUGUCUGUUACUCCACGCCAGUCUUCUAAACCAUGCAGAGGAGGGAAAAACAGCAGGGGGAGCACUGGGAGAAGAGCAGCAUCCCAGCAGCGAAACGCAAAAAACCAGCCUUCAAGCAUCAGUCUCAACGACUCAAUCCUCAACGAGGAAAAUAAGAAAACUAACAAUUGUGACAACAAAGAAACCCCUACAGUUGAUCAUAAAACUGAUGAUGAAGUUUCUGAGAGUCUUAAAGAUCAGGAUGUUGAAUCCAACAACGCUAAAUCAGAAGAGGGCAGCCCUCUUAAUUCCAAUUCAACAGCUCUUAAUGACUCACUGGCAGACAAUGUGGAGCAAAGCUGUGACAGUCUGAUAACCCAAGACAAAAAGACUGUCAGCCAUAACAGUGAAGGUGACUUGGAGCAUAUCAUUGGCGCCCCAGCAUGUGAUGGCAUUGAUGGACAGCCAAGACUCUGCAGCGACAGCAGCAAAGAUCCCUCUUCUGACACCUCAGAGUUAAUGAGCAGUGGCUCAUCAGGGGUGCAGGGCAGCCAGGAGAGAAAUGACACUUCGUCUAUCCCUGGAAAUGAGCUUGAUCAUUUUGCUAGGGAUGGUAAGCAAGAUGAUGUGUGUGCUGCCGAGCAAGAGGAAGGUAACAUGUUGGACAUGAAAGAGCAUAGGACAGAUGAAAGAGUGUCAGCUGUCUCUGAGAGAAAAGAGGAGAUAAAUCAUGAGAGAAGACAGAGUUUGGAAGCAGAGAGAGUGGUUGAGAGACAAAACGAGACCAUAGAAGAAAUGGAUGAGAUUGUUGAGAUGCUGGGUAACUGUGAGAGUGAAGACAAAGGAAACAAAGAAAAGCAGAAUGGUGUUUCCAUCAGUCCUGCUGACUCUCAGACCAUCACUCCAGCCUAUCAAACACCAAACCCACCUCAUUCUAACAAGGGACCAAUGGCACCUUCAAAGUCACCUGCACCUGCUUUAGUGGUCUCCCACAUAGCUACCUCAAAUCCCACCAAAGCCCUCUCCACCUUAGAUUCAUGUUCACUAGAGGUUGUGAGCCAGGGUAAGACAAAUACUCAACCUACCAUUCAUGGUGCUAAACCUCAAUCCCCAGGGUGCUCAACUGUCUCCGACACUGCCCCAAAGGUGCAUACUGUCAUAGUGAAAAGAAACAUGCCAGUAAUAAUCCGCAGGGACUCCCUCAAACCUUGGAGUUUUGAGGAGUCCAGCCAUGGAGAACCACAACAACUGCAAAGCUUAGUGGUCCCAUUUGCUGAGGGAGAAAGACAAGCUUGCACAACAGCAGAGACCAAAGAUAGGGAAUUAAAUCAAAAGACAUGUGGACGCAACACCCAGAAAGACACGUCUUUGCUCUCCUUGUCACUAGUUACUCAGUCAAGCACAGCUGUCCCUGCUGCUGAGCCUGAGCCAAACAUUAGUGAUGACAGCAUCGAGGUAGUAAUGCCAGAGCAGGACUUAGUGCCAAAGAUCUUCCCUACUUCCUUGGACAGUAGCUCCACCUUCUCCUGCAGCUCAGAAAGCACUCGCUCCUCUUUUGACACUGAGUCUGAGGCAGGGUAUGGAGAGCACAGCCUCUCCAAUCUGGCUGGAUCCUGGGGGCCAGAGGGGGCCAGCUCGCUCUCCUCAACGACACCAAAACCACAGAGGAAGGAGAGGAAGAAGCGGAGCAGGUGUGGGAUGUGUGAGCCGUGCCUCAGGAAGAUUAACUGUGGCCAGUGCAGCUGCUGCCUGAACCGCAGGACUGGCCACCAGAUCUGUAAGCUGAGGAAGUGUGUGGAACUGAAGAGGAGAAGACCAUCAUCUCCUCUCAGUCAUUCUUCUGCACAGGUGGCUCCAGAUAGUGGGUCGGUAAAUGGCAAAGGCAAAGCACAGAUGGAUGACACCCACAUGGCAGGAGAGGAGAAUGAGGGGGAGGAAGGCCACAUACCUCAUACACAGUCUCCCCCCAUCACCCAGUCGCUUACCCACAGCCUGGCUUCAGACGGAGAUGGACGGCUGGCACUUAUUAAAAGAGAGCCUGGGCUGGAGCUGACUAGCAAUGCACUUCACCAACACGUAUGCUCUUCUGAGACUUUUCACAAUGGUUCUGCUGAGAACUUGACAAAACCUAAUGGUGCUAUCAUGACCAGUGGGUCACACUCUGAUCUGAAAUCUGCAUGUAAAAGGACAACAGUGGUAACAGAGUCUCAAAGGCCUGUAACCACUGCAAACCCUAAAGACUACUCAGAGAACGGACCCACAACUCCUCCAGAUAAUAUGUCAGUUCCACUGAAAAAGAUAAAACUGGAGGAGCCAUGGGUGUGGAUCACUGAGCAGACCACCACACAGAUAACUGAUGAAGAUGAUGUAUGUGAAGACCCGCUGUCUACGCUGGCUGCCGUCGUCUGUCUGUCUGUCACAGAGAGGAAAGGACUAGAGGAGGAACUUUUUAGUUCACGUUCAUCCAUUCUUCGCUCUAUCAAAAAAGAGCCACCAGAGUUGCACUUACUCAAAAAAGAGAAAACCAACUUAAUGAUUGACUUAUGUCAGAAAAGCACUCCUAUUAACUUGCAAAAAACUCCUCAACCCAUCAAGCAAGAACCUCCUUCAAGUGCCCUGUUACCAAGCGUGCAGUCUUUGGCAGAGCAGAGAAAUCUUAGUUUUGAUCAGGCAAUUGCUAUUGAGGUGUUGACUCAGCUGGCAGCUAUACCUCAAAGCCCUCCCCAAGGUUCUAUUAAAGCUGAAAGUAAGAGUGAACAUCCCAUUUCUACUGCUUCCCUGGGAUCAACCUCCAGUACAAAUACAGCUCUGCAAGAUGCCAAACCAAUAGCAGCUAUUCGCUACAACAAAGUCUCAGUUAUCAGUUCACCGCUACACCAGACAUCAGUUAUACGCCCUCCUGUGGCUAGACAAGCAAAUGUCAUCAAAUACUCUCGGGAGUUGAGUUCUGACCAAAGGCUGUCCCUGCCCGCUCUCAUAGAGGCAAAUUCAGACAGCAAUAAAACACCCUGCAGGUGGACAGAGCAGGGCCACAGUCCUCAUGUCAUCCAGUCAGAAUACAGCUAUAAAGACUCCAGUCACAUCAAGCCCUGUCAGCAUCAUGAGACAUGGAAAGACAGAGACAGUGUUGUUAGUAAAGUGACCAGGAACAGAGACGAGGAAGAAGUGGCUGCACAGCUUGCAGACCUGGCCUUCAUCAUCCAGUCACGGCACAACCAGCAAUCAGAGAACAACCCUCCAAAGGGAACACCUGUGCCAGCCAUUAAAUACAACUACAAGUCCCAGCAAUCCCCCAGCCAGAAAAAGCCCCCCAUUAAAAAAACUAAAUCUACACCCUCCAAGCCCAGGAAGAAGAAAAGCGAUGGAUUACAUGAGGGAAUCAACCGCCGGACACCACUCUCAAAAUGCAUGCCAAAUGGAGAGAUGCCUCACAGGAGCAGAGGCCAGAAGAGCCUCCCGCAUGGCAAAUCAGGCCUUCACCACAAAAAUAACUUAUUUCUGCCUCUGGCGCAAAUUGAUAUGAAAAGAUAUUUGGCUGAGGCUCAGGAGAAAAGGAGACAACUCAUCCAUCACAGUAACACACUCAAUGCAAGCCUCUUAGGGCAGAACUUCAGCACUCUUACAAGGACCAACCAUAGUCAUGGUCAGGAAAACCAGCCGUGGUCUCUUUCUAAUGGUCCACUUCAACAACACAAUCCAUGCAAUGGUUAUGCUGCAGGACCAGAGGAGAGUUGUUUGUUAUCUCAGGUAGCGCAGCCCUGUGGCGGGCUGCAGUAUGGUGCUGAUCCUAACACCAGCCCAGCAAAAACUGCUUUAUUCAGCCACGCCACUGGGAACAUUAGUCUGGCUAAUGGCUUCUCAGGGGGUCCUCAGUCCCCUCCUCUAAACCAACAGGGCUACUACAAGCUGGAGAGGUCAGGACCUGUCACUGUCCUGUCCACAUCUACUGAUGGAGUACAGGGUCACUCUGCAGAGUCAACUCCAACCAAGAACAACAUCAACAGCUUUCUGGACUCUCCUAUGAGUUUUCUGGAUACCCCAACCAGGAACCUGCUCAAUGCACCUUCCAAAAAAUUGACGGAUCUUCCAUCCUGUCAGUGUAUGGACCAAAUCAUUGAAAAGGAAGAAGGCCCUUAUUAUACUCAUCUUGGGGCAGGACCCAGUGUUGCUGCAGUGAGGGAACUGAUGGAGAACAGGUAUGGUGCCAAAGGAAAUGCAGUGAGGGUGGAAGUUGUUGUUUACACUGGGAAAGAAGGCAAGAGCUCCCAAGGGUGUCCAAUAGCUAAAUGGGUGAUCCGGCGUGGCGGUGAGGAGGAGAAGCUGCUGUGUUUGGUCCGUCAGAGACCAGGACAUCGCUGUAACGCAGCUGUGUUGGUGAUCCUCAUCUUAGCGUGGGAGGGAAUCCCUCGGCAGGUAGCAGAUCAUCUCUACCAGGAGCUUACGGGCACUCUCUUUAAAUAUGGCUCCCCCACCAGCCGCCGCUGUGCUCUUAAUGAAGAUCGCACGUGUGCAUGCCAAGGUUUGGACCCGGACACGUGUGGAGCUUCAUUUUCCUUCGGCUGCUCGUGGAGUAUGUACUUCAAUGGCUGUAAGUUUGCCCGCAGCAAAGUGCCCCGCAAGUUUCGCCUUCUUGGAGACGACCGGGAAGAGGAGGAGAAGAUAGAGAACAACCUUCAGAGUCUUGCCAAUGACCUUGCACCGCUCUACAGAAAACUGGCUCCUGAUGCUUUUCAGAACCAGGUCGAGCAUGAGGCGGCAGGGGGGGACUGCCGGCUGGGCAGGAAGGAGGGGCGUCCUUUCUCUGGGGUCACAGCCUGUGUAGAUUUCUGCGCCCAUGCUCACAAAGACACCAGCAACAUGAACAAUGGCAGCACUGUGGUUUGCACUUUAACAAAGGAGGAUAACCGUGCAGUACGUAACAUACCAGAGGAUGAACAGCUACACGUGCUGCCACUUUACAAGAUCUCAGACACAGAUGAGUUUGGUCAGGUGGAGGGCCAGUGGGGCAAAAUCCAAAGUGGUGCUCUACAAGUUCUGUCCUCAUUUCCUCGAGAGGUGCGUUUACUAGCUGAACCAGUGAAAUCAGCUCGUAAAAUUAGGCAAGAAGCUCGUCUGAAGGCUCAAGCAGAGAGGAUGGAGAAGAAGCUCGGGUUGACUUCUCUCACACCUGGGAAAGUCAAAACUGAGACCCCCAACAAAGAGCCACAAGGCUACUACAGCUCUUACAGACUACCACCAAGACCUGCCAGUGAUGAAAAGUUCCAAACAGAGAGAACUCAACCAAGCGCUUACAGCCAGAGCACCAGCGGCUACUCCACUCCAGGGGCAGAGGUCAACUAUCACGGCCUGCCUGACCUCCGAUUUGGACAGAUUGGCUCAGAUAUCAACUACAAGACAGUGAGUGACACCAUGAAUGGUUAUUCUCCAACAUCUGGUGAGCAGUGUGCUUUAUUAGAACGUAUACCUCCACACAACACGUACAGUGACUAUGCUUUUAAAACUGAGCCCACUGAGGUGCACUGCUCUCCUCUGCAAAGACUCCCCCCUACUGGGAGUGUUCCUCCUCCCUCCUCUUUCUCCCCCAGACCUACCUCUGAGGGCCUCUUCAGCAGGCUCAAUGGACUCCAUCAGGCUGCAGGAGGCAUCACAGCAGAUAUCAGAGGUCACGGCCUCAUAUCAGGCUCAUCUCUCCCCCAGCAAACUCCCCCACUCCUACCAGAGGAAGUGAAGCAGGAAGAGGUGUGGUCAGACAGCGAACACAACUUCCUGGACCAGGACAUAGGUGGGGUUGCCGUGGCACCGUCUCAUGGCUCCAUCCUAAUUGAGUGUGCACGGCGGGAACUCCAUGCCACCACGCCUAUCCUCAGGCCAAACCGUAGCCACCCCACCCGUAUCUCCUUGGUCUUUUACCAGCACAAAUCCCUCAAUGAGCCAGGCCAUGGGAUGGCUAUGUGGGAUGCCAAAAUGGCAAAGCGAGAACGGGAUCGGGAGGAGGAGGCUGAGAGGUCGAGGAUGGGGGCCAGCCUGAGCAAAGGUGAAGGGAAGAACAGUAAAUGUUCUGGAGGGUUGGAGGGAGAGGAGGACACGGGUGAUGAGACAGAGGAGAUAAAGAGGGUUGUGAAUGUCCCAACACGUCAAGCUUGGACUCUUCCGAGGGAUGGCGUCAUCACCGUGUCCCCUUAUGCUCUUACCCAAGUGACAGGCCCUUACAAUCGAUGGACUUAGUGUUUUAAACAAAGAAAACACCUACACCAUCUGCUUCUGCCUUACCUCAUUCAACUUCAAACAGAUACUCUCAUUUUUAUGUUGUUUUCAUUGUGCUUUUCUAAUAUCUGUUCACUUUGACCUUCUUUGUCUCUGCCUUCAGAGUGAUGAGGAGGACCAAAGUCAGUUGGCUUUUUAACUGUGAGUUUCGAUGUUGGUUUUUAUUGUAAAGAGAUGGUGCUUUGAAGCAUUAAAGAUGUUUUUAAACUGGUUUUAUAUACAUGAUUAAGAACAAAAAAAAAGAUGUGAUUAUUUAUUCUGAUCAUAACAAUUUCUAUUUAAUUUCUGGUGUAAGCCUGUUUACUGCAAGAUUUUUAAGAUAACCUGCAUUAUGUUGUACAGUAAGAGUGAGCUUUUCCUUCAGCCAAUAAUGCUAUUCUUGUAAGAAGAGUCACUGGCUUUUACAUUGGUGUCAUUCUUACUGUAAUCUUUGUUGAGCAAACUCAUUGCAUCAGAUAAUGUAGACUAAAAUUCUGCAUAUAUUACUACAGAUUAUCACAUGUAGCAUUGUGCUUUUGCUGCCUCUGACUUCUGUUGGUGGUUGAUGAAAGAAAUGUACUUCUUUGGCUUGUUGUUCUGUUUAUUUUUUCUACACCUUGAUGGUUUGCCGUUUUCUCACAGAUUUAUAUAUGGCAUAUUAAGAAGCACUUUUUUUUUCCUAAACUUAACUUGAAAAGCAGUCCAUAGAC